CAAAGUAAUUUUCAUUUGAAAAGCAGCAAGGUUCGUAUCAUACCAAGGUCAACCUCAGCCUCAUUCCUGUUCAAAAACUUGGCAACCAAGCACACAACUGUAAAAUGGACUAUUUAACAAAGAAGACAUCAGGAUACGUAGAUUAAAAACUGAAUUCUUCCAUUCUUCAAUAGGUAAUCAAAACAAGAUUCAUCAAACUUCGAGAGAGGACGAGUGAGCUAGGUCACUCAUGAAACUCCAAAAGGGUAAUGUUGCCCUGAUGAAAAAGUUUACUCGGAAAACCAAACGCUUGUAGUACCAAUUAUCCUUCACUCAGGGAGCUUCAAAUCUCCCGAGUCUGCAAACAGAAAUGCUGUCCAAUUCAUCUGACGCAUUAGAUAGGUUAUGCUAUGUUUAUACUUAUAGAAAUGUCAGCAUCUCAUUUAACUAUUGGGCAACUCUGACGAACAGUGUUUUUGCGUUUCUUCUCGCUCCCAUGACAGCGACAGGGAAUGCUUUCGUUUUGGCAGCAAUUUGGAGAAACCCGGCGCUAAGGACUCCAUCCCAUGUGCUUCUUGCUGGAUUGGCCUUAACAGAUUUUUGCACAGGACUAUUAAGUAUGCCACUUCUAGCUGCGUAUAAGUUAGCACAUUUAAGGGAAAGCAGUAUGACAUGCACACUUGUUCUGAUUUCAUUUAGUGUCAGUAUGUUUUUUGCCUGCUUGACGGUCGUUGUCAUAGUGAUGGCUGCUGCAGAAAGAUGGCUAUGCAUGAGCAGGAGGUCUCUUCUUACAGUGCGCCGAGUUACCAUUCUUUUUACCAUAAUGGUGUGCUUGAUAACUGCUUUUGUAACUGUCCGCGUUAUCAGUUUUCGGUAUCUAUCGAAGGACAUAGACAAUUUGCUGAAUGGAGCUUUUUUGACGGCAGCGGCGAUUUGUAUUCUGGUUAUGGCAGUUUCUUAUUACAAGGUGUUUGGAAUAAUUCGUCACCAUCAAAAAGGAGUUCAAGCAAAUCAAAAUUCCAUUAAUAUUGCCAAGUACAAAAAAUCUAUAUUCACCGUUCUCUAUAUACUUGCUCUUUUUGUGAUCGGUUACAUCCCCUAUCUAGGUAGCGAGUUAACCUUUCACGUUUUGCAGGAAUUCGGAGACAUGUUCCUAACAUGCUCCAAUUUUACCUUGAUUUUUGUUUAUUUUUCCUCGCUAUUAAAUCCUUUGCUUUAUUGCUGGAGAAUUAAGGAGAUAAAGAUGGGUGUAAAAAAUUUAGUAGAAAAAUUACUUUGUAAACAAGCAGCAGAGAAUGAGGAAUAAUAAUAAAAUUCGUAAACUCCCUUGACAAGUUUUGCGUAGCAGAAUAGGUGAAAGAAAACUAUCAAAAACGAAUACUGAUGGUGUAAUUUACUUUUUAAGGACGCUUCCUAAGGAGACGGUUGUAGAUUUUAGAUUAUUUCGACUUGCAGGAAUGCUAAGGAUACUAGCCGAUUUUCUUGACUAUUAACUACCCUGAAAACGUUUUUCUUCUCAGUUACAAUGUUUAUUCAUGUUGAUUUGCCUAUCUAUCGUUCUUGAAAGCUGACCCUUUAGCGUCCUUUUUGCGUCCCACGCGCGCAUAAAAGGCAACCUUCUCGUCCUUUCUUCUGUUGUACUUAGUAAUUCGAAGGAUCCUGACCUCUGCUACAUUUGUAACUUUUGAAACCAUUGGCACAAAUGGGACCGAUAUGAAAGUUUAUUCAUUUAUUUUGCUUAGGUUUAGUUUUCUUUUAUUUUGAUUAGAUAAAGGUAGUCGAAAAUCUAUUGUACUGUGUACCUUU
Messenger RNA from Pocillopora damicornis (cauliflower coral), 1785 nucleotides. Its product is annotated as adenosine receptor A3-like. Gene Ontology annotation, molecular function: G protein-coupled receptor activity. NCBI's taxonomy places the organism in Eukaryota, Metazoa, Cnidaria, Anthozoa, Scleractinia, Pocilloporidae. Gene Ontology annotation, cellular component: plasma membrane. Gene Ontology annotation, biological process: G protein-coupled receptor signaling pathway. The record is from RefSeq and is a predicted model, not a curated record.